Molecule: messenger RNA, 1810 nt
Organism: Abrus precatorius (Indian licorice)
Lineage: Eukaryota; Viridiplantae; Streptophyta; Magnoliopsida; Fabales; Fabaceae
Product: probable protein phosphatase 2C 9
Exons: 6
Coding region: 668-1510 (280 amino acids)
Biological process (GO): protein dephosphorylation
Cellular component (GO): nucleus; cytosol
Molecular function (GO): protein serine/threonine phosphatase activity
Source: RefSeq, a predicted model, not a curated record
ACUUUUGAAGUCUUACAAGUCCCCACCCCAACCAAUGGCUGUUUAUACGAACUCUGAAACCUCAAAACAGCUGUAAUAAUCAAACAAAUUGUGUCAGCGUAGCAAUAAAAACAACAAAUACAAAACUGCAAAGUCAAUAAGGGCAAGCUCUGCCUUUUGGCAGCCAUUGCAAACAAGACUUCUCAACAAGAACAAGACGGUUACACCUUCAUCUUCUAUUCUAUUGUAUUCUUUCUUGUUCAUAAUCUCUUUCUAUAAGACGGGGUAUUUAAGCUUUCCCUUCGGUGUUCUAUGUGAUUGGUGUGUCUCUUUCUCCUCAUUUCCUACGUAGGACCGCAGAAUCGGUAACCACCCACUUCCAAUAAAGAUCUCUCCUCUCGUUUUCUGUGGAAAAGUUGAAAUUUUUGGAUUGGUUGUGCCUUUGAACCAGUUGAUCAUCUGGGUGUUGAAAAUUUUCCUUUUUUCUCUUCCUCUUUGGGGAGGGUUGUUCUGCUUGUUAGAAUUGCUUGCUUGAGUGAUGGGAAUAUUUUGCUGAUAAUUCAUAGUUCUUGGAAAGUUGUGGAGUUUCUGACGUCAAGUUUUUGUGGAAUUUUCGGUUCUGAAGAUUAGCAGAGGAGUUAGAUGUUGAGUGAUAGACAAAAAAGGUGAGGCGGGGCUGAAUUAUAAUAUGGAUAGUCUCUGUUGCUUCAGCUCUGUCAAUCAGGUGGUUGGAGGAGGACGUUCAUCUUACUCUGGCAAGGGCAAGAGCAAUCAAAGCUCAGUUAAGUAUGGCUUUAGCCUGGUUAAAGGGAAAGCAGACCACCCAAUGGAGGACUAUCACGUAGCAAAAAUUGUCCAGUUUAGAGACCAUGAGUUAGGACUUUUUGCUAUAUAUGAUGGACACUUGGGAGACAGUGUGCCGGCCUAUCUUCAAAAGCAUCUCUUUUCUAAUAUCUUGAAGGAAGAGGACUUCUGGACUGAUCCAAAUAGUUCCAUCAUUAGAGCUUAUGAGACAACAGAUCAGGCUAUCCUUUCUCACAGUUCUGAUUUGGGGCGAGGAGGGUCCACUGCAGUGACUGCAAUUCUUAUUAACAAUCGGAAGUUAUGGGUAGCAAAUGUUGGAGAUUCACGAGCAGUUCUGUCAAGGAGAGGGGUGGCCAUACAGAUGACUACUGAUCAUGAGCCCAAUACCGAAAGGGGCAUCAUCGAGAACAAAGGCGGCUUUGUCUCAAACAUGCCAGGAGAUGUUGCAAGAGUGAAUGGGCAGCUUGCAGUUUCUCGAGCAUUCGGAGACAAAAACCUUAAAUCACACUUACGAUCGGAUCCCGACGUACAACAUAAUGACAUUCAACAAGAUACUGAGCUUCUGAUACUUGCCAGUGAUGGUCUAUGGAAGGUAAUGGCAAACCAAGAGGCAGUUGAUAUUGCAAGAAGGAUAAAAGAUCCACAAAAGGCAGCAAAAGAACUAGCUGCGGAGGCAUUGAAGAGAGAGAGUAAAGAUGAUAUUUCAUGCAUUGUAGUUCGUUUCUAGUGAUGAAAAAGGGAAUAGUAGCACUCCUAUCAAUUUUCAGGUUUGGGAUUUUCUACAGCAUAGGUUUUGCCCCUUCCUCUGUAAAAUUGAAGUUCUUCAAAUUAGGUGGUGCCAUUUAGUAUCUCAUGAUUUCUUUUGUGUAGAUUAAUACCAUCAUUUUUCUUGGUAAUUUGCAUUAUGAUAUGGAGCGAUGUGAAGAUGGACAGAGAUUUUACAUUUGAACGAGGGAACCAUGUGUUUGUAGUAACACAAAUUUAUUAUAUACUUGAAAAUGUGCUCCUAGCUUGAAUGCCCUAUUUU